Messenger RNA from Impatiens glandulifera, 2055 nucleotides. Its product is annotated as protein PHR1-LIKE 1-like. The transcript has 8 exons. Gene Ontology annotation, molecular function: DNA-binding transcription factor activity; DNA binding. The coding region runs from base 310 to 1776 and encodes 488 amino acids. NCBI's taxonomy places the organism in Eukaryota, Viridiplantae, Streptophyta, Magnoliopsida, Ericales, Balsaminaceae. The record is from RefSeq and is a predicted model, not a curated record.
GAAGGAAGGAAGGCCAAAACGAGCUCGCGGUUCUCUCUCUCUCUUCAUCACCACUCCGCUUGAAGGCUCGAUGAGAGAGAAGUCGCACUUGUGCGUAAUUCAAAGAAGAAGAAGCGAAGAAGAAAAAGAAUAUUUGUUCGUUCGUUCUGCGUAGAAAUUCUUAGCCGCCAGCAUCUGAUUUCGAUGUCGUUUAAGAUGAUCAGGUCUUAGCUUUGAGUUAGAUGUUGAUGGUACCAGUUGUCCUUUAAUGUGCUCUGACCACACUUUAAGUCUCUAUUUGGAUAGCUGGAACUUUCAUGCUUGUUAUUUAUGUGGACAAAAAUGAAUAUGCGGCCUGCUUUAUUUUCCCAGAGAUCAGGGGAAAAUCAACACAAUAGUAUGGGUGUGUCUGGUGCAAUGGGUUCUUCGUUGCCAGUUUUCCCUACUACAAUGGAAGAGAAAUAUCCUAAGUUGCCAGAUUCACUUCAGCUUUCAUCUGAGAAGGAACUGAUGGCUCAUUCUUCUUUCUCUAGACCAGCAGCUGCCUUUGGUUGUACCAGUGGAACCGUUGGGCAUUUGUAUUCGUCAUCUUCUGGACUCCCCCCAAGUGUUUAUCACUCUCCCGUUAUACUUUCACCUAUGACAAGAAAUUGCCAAAGCUCUUCCAUUGAGUCUUCUGGACUCCCCCCAAGUGUUUAUCACUCUCCCGUUAUACUUUCACCUAUGACAAGAAAUUGCCAAAGCUCUUCCAUUGAGUCUUCUGGUUCUGGCAUUCCGUCUUCAGAGUUUGUGUAUCCCAAGGAGAACAAUGAUGUCAAUAUGCCUUGGAAUGCUGAUGCGUUUGAUGAGUUCCUGGACUUCCCUGGAAAUGUGACCAUGCAGAAUGAUCAGGUAGAAAACUGCAUGGCCAUUGUAGCUUCUGAAGAACAUGGUAAAAGAACUGAAUGGCAGGAUUGGGCAGACCAAUUAAUCACUGUUGACGACGCUCUGGACUCAAAUUGGAGCGAUAUCUUUGUGGAUGUCAAUGCAUCAGAUUCUAAAGCAAAGGAGAUGGAUCAAUCUACAGAUGUUCCUUCACAUCCUCUGCAAAUUCAGAUUUCUUCCGUAUCAACUUCUGAGAAGUGUCCUGUUACCAGUCCAGCUUCUGCGCCAACGACGAAACCACGUAUGCGUUGGACCCCUGAACUCCAUGAAGCCUUUGUGGAAGCCGUUAACAAGCUUGGUGGGAGUGAAAAAGCUACACCUAAGGGUGUCCUGAAACUUAUGAAUGCUGAAGGCCUUACCAUCUAUCACGUAAAAAGUCACUUGCAGAAAUAUCGAACAGCAAGGUAUAAACCGGAAUUAUCUGAAGGAACAUCAGAGAAAGCAUUGGCUCCUAUUGAGGACAUCACAUCUCUGGAUUUGAAAACGAGUAUGGGAAUUACAGAAGCACUGAAACUGCAGAUGGAAGUUCAAAAACGACUUCACGAACAGCUGGAGAUCCAGAGGAAAUUACAAUUGCAAAUUGAAGAGCAGGGAAGGUACCUGCAAAUGAUGUUUGAAAAGCAGCGAAAGAUGGACGAUGAGCGGUCUAAAGCAUCAUCAUCAUCUUCGUCUAACCCAGAAAAGUUGCAAUCUGUAGCUCCUCCUCCUCCUCCCAGCAAGGAAUUGGAAUCCACAGAGCAGGAAAAUGUUAACAAGCCGAUGAUGAAUGACGAGGGAAUUAACCAGAAGGCAGCUGGAGAUAUCGAUCCAGAUAUGACAGGUCCCAGUAAACCCACCAAACGCCCAAGAGGAGGCGAUGAAGAAGGUCGAUAAUAUAUAUAGUAUAUCAUCUGAUCAAAUAUUAUUUUAGAAUUUGUAAGUUCGUGCCCCCAACUAUCGAACCCGUGUAUUACAAAUAUUUGAUAAUGAUGGGGGUGUGUAAUUUCAUACUUCCAUGGUAGGAUGGAUGCAUUUUUAUUGGAACUUAAAUGGCAAAACCUAUUUUUGUUAUUUAUACCCAGUUUACUCUUCUCUGAUGGGCAACUGUAAAUAUUUUCUUAACAUUCUGACUUUAUUAAUUAGCUUUAGAAAUGAGCACUGUUCUGUUCUGUU